GUGGUCCUGUCUUUUCAUUCCUCAAUUUAUUUUAUGAAUUGUCCCUCAUUAGAGUGGGUUUCCAUAUUUAUUCAUAGGAAAAAAUGUCUUCAGGCCUACAGACUUUAUAGUAAUUGCAAGUCUUAUUACUUAACCAAAAAAAUUCAUGGGCUGGCAAGGACGAUAAGGGAACAGGUUCCUGUGUCAAAAUUUUACCCUUCUGACAUUUUUCUGACAGAGGCCAGACUUUGGCAAUAGAUAUUUCUUAUGUUAUAUGUAUAGAUAUAUAUAUAUUUUUAUGAUUACCACAAGACAUUUCAUAUUAUCUCUCUCUAGUUUUGUCCUUGAGUGACUUAAAUUUGAUGAAAAACUAUUGAUGAAUAGAAUUGGGGUAAUUUGUAAUAAGAAUUUCCGAAAAUUUAUAACACAUAUUGAGAUAAAUUAUAAUUAAGAUAAUUAUGAUUUUUCUAGACUCACAAUUAAAACAGCCUCACAUACAUACAGAAAACUUUGUACUGUAGUCUCUAUUUAAGUGCAACAGAUGGCCAAUAAGUAUUUUAAAUUUUCCUUAUUUGAAUUUAACAAGAAUAAGGUCAGAAAGUUUUCUUUACAUCCUAAUUUAAACAAUCAAAACAUAACACAGAAGUUAGAUAGCAUCUUUGCCUCAAUGGUCCUAGUAGUGAUCGUUAAAAAUGCCCAUAGAUGUGGCAUAAUAUGAAUAAACAUUAUUGUGAACUUCAGAUGGCCACAAGUUGGGUUGGAUCUGAAUCAAAAUCAAAAUUAAACUGAUUAAUAUCAGAAACCAAUGUUAGCGAUCAGUAUAACAUUUUAACUUUCUUACACUGUCAAAGUAAAAAUGUGUCUUUAUGAAAAGGAAUACGUUCAGUUAUGUUUUCCAAAGAAAUCAACAGAAAUUCAUUGCAUAAUGAACUACCGUAUAUGUGUUAGCUUAUCUUUUUCAGCGCCUUUUGUAUGCAAAACAUUUUUGCUAUCUAACCUCAUCACGAAGAGCUAGAAAGUUUGACAUGCCUCAUUUUAGAUUGAGUAAAGUACGCAAUAUAAAAACAUGGCUGUCCCUUCGAAGUUACCUCAAGAGACGUGGACCCCAGAGAUCAGUAGAUGUAAUUGUGUCUGCUACAUUUCUAACAGCCAUUAGUCUCGUCAGUUUAAUGUGCUUACAGAUGUUAAAAGACAGCGAUACAUAUUUAGAUUAUUUAUGUAAUUGGGAGUUGAUUGUAUGGUGUUUAUGUCUUGGAGUAUAUUUAUUGAGAUUUAUGACACUUGGUCUUAAAAUCAAUAAAAAAUAUAGAAAUCUCUCAGUUCUUAUUACUGAACAGAUAAACCUGUAUUUACAAAUGGAACAGAAACCUCAUAAAAAGGAAGAAUUGAUUCUGGCUAAUAAUGUUUUAAAAUUAGCUGAAGAUCUCCUCAAGGAAUUGGAGAGUCCAUUCAAGAUUUCUGGUUUCUCUGCCAACCCUUUCAUCUAUAAUAUGACAAGAGUUGUCAUUCUCUCUGCCUUCUCCACAGUUCUUACAGAAUUACUUGGCUUUAAGUUAAAACUUUACAAAAUCAAAUUUAAAACGUAAGAUUGAAUUGGAACAUAUAUUGUUGCUGUUAUUAUACAGUAAUUUACUUUAAAAUCAAAUUUAAAACUUGUGGACAUUUGUGAUCCGGAUAUAAAAACCAGUCACAAGGUCAAAAAUUGUCAAUUGCAUCUUUUCAGUUUAAUGUAUAUUUUCAAUUUUAAAGCCAUUGAUAGUCUUUUGAGACAUUUUCAAUCACUUUCAAACUGCAAUAUGGGCAAAUUUGAACAUUUGUUCAAAAAUGGUUUAAUUCCAUUCACUUUUUACAAAGAUAUGAGGAAUUUGAAAUUUUACCAUGUUUAGCAUCCUCUGCCAGACUAUACAAACAAGCCAGUCCUACCUAAAAGUAUUGGGUGAAAUCUUUUGGUGGGCCUCUUUUUAAACUGAUUGAAUCUACCAUUGAUAUUUUGGUUUGGUUUUCUUAAUUAAAUGUUAAAUAAUCAAUAAUAAGUAUGCUUCCCCUUGUCAGGGGACGGAGGGCCUGACAAGGACAGCUGUCUAGUCGUAUGGGACGAAAAAACCGAGGUCCUGUGUACACAUAGGCAUGCACGUAAAAGAUCCCUUGGCAGUUGGAGUUCGAUAUAAAAGUAGGCCGUAGUGCUGCUGUCCGGGCAAAAUGUUUUUCAUAGCACACUGUAUUGCAUAUGCCCGUAUGCCCGUCUUCAAUAGCCCAGUCGGAGCAGAACAGUUGGAAAAUGAACCCUAUUUCAUUUCACUUUCAAUUUAAGUACAAUUUAGUGUGGAUGAAUCAUGAAAUUGUUUGCAAAAUGCAAAUGACAAUCAUUGGCUUUAAAACGAUAACAAUACUGUUGCUUUAGCGUAAAUUGAAGACACAUUUACAUUUUGAAGCAUCAAAUUAUUGACUUACAGUCAAACUUCCAUAACAAUAAUAGUUACAUAAGCUAGGUAUUUAGUUUUAGAUUAAGAUUUUAACAUAACUUUUUAUUAUUUAACCUUUUUCAGACUGGUUUUGUUAUCCAUGGUUCAUUUUCUUGAUGAGUUUUGAAAUUAAAUUCAAUGUUAUAACUAAAAACCUUGAUAUAGUGCAUUGAGUUUUAACCUUGACAAAAAAAAAUCAUAAUUCCAUGAAUUCCAUGAAUAUCAACAAAUGGAAAUAAAAUUUCCAAUCUGUCAUACAAUGAAGUCAUAUUCAGAGCAUAUUCCUAUUAUUGAGUGUACUGCGAUAAAAAUAAGCAGAUUAAUAUAAAUCUGAUGUAAUCAAAGUCCCUAUGUGUUCAAAUGAAUGAGAUUGUUUAUCAAAGAAACACCUGAUAUAUAUAUAUAAAAAAAGUACAACAAUAAAUGUUAGCUGAGAAGUGCUAUUAGGUUAGGGAUCACGGUGGCUAAGUGGGUAAGACGCUGGCUCGCUAGCUUGGACGUCGGGUGUUCGUUCCCUGCAUUGGCCGAGAAAGUUCAUACAGAUUUUUCAGCGUGGUUUCCCCUGGUCAGUGAUGCAGGAGUGGGUGCCUGACAAGGACAGCUGUCUAGUCGUUCGGAUGGGACAUUAAACCGUGGUCCCGUGUAUAUAUUGGCAUGCACGUAAAAGAUCCAUUGGUAGUUGGAAUUCCAUAUAAGAGUAGGCCGCAGCACCGCUGCGGGCAAAAUUUCCCUCAUUGCACACUGUAUGGCAUAUGCCCGUCUUCAUUAGCCCAGUUUAGGAGCAGAACAGUAGGACGUUAAACCCCAUUUCAUUUCAUUUUAUUUCGCUAUUAGGUUAUAGCAAAAUAAAGCAAUAGAUGUUGUGGAUUUGAGAAGAAAAAGCAUUUUGGCAUUAUUUAAAAAAUACUUAAAACAUUUUUACAAGAUUAAACUCAAUGCAAGUCUUUAAUUAAAAAAAUAUUUAUUUUAAAAUCUGUUAGUAAACCAGAAAUGAUAUUCUUUCAUGUAAAUAUUAGAAAUAAAAUCAAAAUGUGUAUGAAAGUGUGCUUCCUGGUCUUUUUUUGAUUUUAGAAAGUUUUUUUAAAAUUUGUUUGUGUCAAUUUGGUUAAUAAUUCUGUAUGAUCGCCAUGCAUGCUUUGAGGUUUUCUUCUUUUAAAUAGCUGUGUUUGUAUAUUUGUUUGGAGGGGGGUGGGGGCAUUUGUUCUCGACCCAACUGUAAGUAUGGUUUUUGCCAUUGAUAAUGUAAAGUUGAGUUGUUGAAUCCAGGGAUUUGCAGACUUAAGAUAUUCAGUCCAAUUACUGUAUUACUAAUUAGUUGCCAAGAAAAAUGGAUUUUUAUACAAAAGUGUCACCAUAUUAUGCUUUGCUUUGCUUUGCCAAUGAACACAUAGAAUGAGAUGUGAAAGAGUAAAAAGCAUUUUAAAUAUCUAUAUUUAAUUUAGAGCUCUUGUGGUAAUGCAUGUACACAGUUUAUAUAUGAGGUAGCUUAUCUUCAGUUAGUUAAUUCCAGUUCUGCAGAAAAAGCAUUAAAUAUUGAUCCGGAUAGAAAUCAAUGCAGUCUGGCAAAAUUUAUAAACAUAUGUAACAUAUUUUUGAAUUGGUAAAAUGCAAGCAAUAAUUUCUUGCAUAAGAGUAAUUUUAUAACCAAAGAACUGGAAAAUGAAGUGAGUUUUUUUUUUUUUUUUGUAUCAGAUCAAAGUCUGCUUUAUGAAUGUUAACAAUUUAUAACCAGUGUAAUAAUAAUAUUGUAUAUAUAUCAUUUCUAGUCAAAUAUAGAUGUAAACCUGGGUACCUUUCCUGUUGCCUCUUUUCUAGAAAGAAAUAUAGAGCUGCAGAGGUGUAGGCUACCUGCUACUGUGUAGUUGUUUGUAGUUGUGGCCAUUUUCAAUACCUGCUGCUGGUAGUAAAUGCCAGUUGGGUAAAAAUUAAUGAUUCAACAAGAGUUGAAAAUUCUAAUCAAAUGGGAGACAUUCGAAUGAAGACUGGGUACACCAUUUGAAACAAAACUGUCAGUAUUGAUAAUGGCUGACUACAGUGUACAGUACACCGUAGUUUUAGAAUCUUUUAUUAUUAGUGCUGAUCUCUUUUGUGUUUAUUGUGGAUGUUCAUGUUUAUUUAGUGUUUGGUUUUUUUUUGUUUGUUUGUUUUUUAAUUUUUAGUAUGAUUUAAAUGUAUUGGAUAACCAAUUGAUUAUUUGCAGUCUCCAACACCUCCGGGUUGAUGCCAUCAGAAUUAUUCCUAAUGAACUUUUGGUAAAAUAAACAACAUUUAAUGUGGAGUAUAUUGUUGUCACCUCCUCUGUCCACAAUUUUUAGUGAACACUCUUAAUACUAGAACCGCUGAUUGAUUAAUCAAUGUCGGAUGUCAUAGGGUCAAAAGCCGUUUGUACGAUCUCUGACGCAACCUUUUACUACAACCGGUCAGAAAUUCAUGUAGUGUAGGCCACCAAAAGUAUAAAAAAAGAAACAAAAUAUAGAUCUGUUUUUUAAUAAAAUUGCAUUCAAAGCUUGCAAGUGAGGACGAUAUAGACCCAAGUUCUUGACAAAAUGUUUUAACAUCCUGUUUGAAUUUAGAAAAUAACGAAGAACCUGUACUACCACUGGUUGUAUUAUUGGAAGGAAUGUCUGAAAGUCUUCAUUAGCAUUUUGGAAUAUUAUGCCUUUAAGAAUGGGUUAGUAUACUACACAGUGUGACUUUCAGAAUAUGAAAAGAGGCAUGCAUUUGACUUUACAUAUUAUUGUUUAUCAUAAUUGAAUGGUUUUUUUUAUGAGAACAAACUCGUAAGUGGUACUUUAAGUCAAUCAUAUUCCUGAAGCAAUGGUAAUGAGCUAACAGUGCUUCAAGAAUAUGUAUGUAUGUAGUUUAUUUGGUUUUUGUAUUAAGUGUAGUGAUGAGUGUAAAGUUAAUUGAUAUUGUAUUUAUUAGAUUAGUUACUAUUGUUUAGUGAGUUUUAUUUUUAUGUAAUGAUAGCUCAGUUCAAGGGUCCAAUUUUAAGUAACUACCCAUACCAAAUCUCAUUAAAUUAGAGCAUACAUGCAGAUCGAUUAAAAUUAUACCACCAUUUUCAUUUAGUUUUAUUUUUCGGUUAUUUAUCCCCUUCAUCUUGGCCUAAAAGCAUUUCUGUAUAGGAUCUGUUAAAGAUACAUUAUGUAAUAGCUAAAUCUGCCUAUUGUAGUUCUUUUUUGGCUUCAAAUGUUACAUAAAUCAUUAUUUAAACAUUUAUUGACAUGACAAGCCCAUAAUCAACUCUCUGAUGCUGAUUUUAAGUAGAUUAGAACAUCACAGCCUUUUAAGAGUUUAAUAGUAAGAUAAUCAAAUCUUUGUCUCAAUUGUCAAGUACCAUUGCUACGACAAUCUACGCUACAUUUUGUUGAAACUUCAAAAACUAAUAACUUUACAGUUGCACUGAAAUUUUCAAUACCGGUAUAUUCAUUUUUCAUUAUCUAUUUUUGAAGUAUUAUAGUAAGAACAGCCAGCUCUUUAUCUAAUUUUUACAUGCCAGUACUAGACAAAGAGUAUAGGUGUCUACAAUAUUUCAUCAAAAUAAAUAAAAUAAACAAGUUCUGAAAUGAGAGCCAUGCUUACACUGUGAUUCAUCUGCUUUAGGUACUUCCUUGAUUUUAAGGUAGUUCAUUUAAAUUUGGAUCCAGGUAUAGUAGUUGUAAUUAAUUUGAUUAGUAAAAGAUGUUUAUUAAAAUGGUGAACAUUGUUGACUUCCACUGUAAUGUCUUACACUUUUGAAGUCAGUGUUUUUUUGUUGAGCAUAAAUCUUGAUGGUUUCAACAUUUUGACAAUAGAAUGUGAUAUAUGUUUAUACAGUCUUGUAAAUUAAUAAAAUAAAAAGAACUAGAAAACUUGUA
Molecule: messenger RNA, 6301 nt
Organism: Patella vulgata (common limpet)
Lineage: Eukaryota; Metazoa; Mollusca; Gastropoda; Patellidae
Product: protein PHTF2
Exons: 5
Coding region: 1005-1565 (186 amino acids)
Cellular component (GO): endoplasmic reticulum
Source: RefSeq, a predicted model, not a curated record